GGCUAAAACACGCUAACAAAACAUCACCAAAAAGUUCAAUUGGCGACCGUCCCAUCGCAUGGCACUUUGGUAACCGCUCUGUUUCAAACGGUCACACCAACAGAAAUGCCCAACCAAACCCCAGUUGCUGCCGCGACACCUGACAGCAGCAGCAGCAGCAGCAACGCCUACGUCCGGCUACACGUCUCUCCUCUAGACGCCGAACUUCUCCCCGUCGUCCUCAACUCGACCUUGCUUCCCAAGGCUCGCAACGUCUCGUUCCAUACCCUUGAAACUUUUCCCGAAAAGCGCUACGGUUUCGUCGAACUCCCCAAGGAAGACGCCGAAAAAGUCCGCAAAAAGUUCAACGGCGCCGUGCUGAGAGGAGCCAAGAUGAAGGUCGAUCCCGCCAAACCAGACAAGAACCCCGCGCCGUUGGGCGAGGAAGUCGCCCUGGCCGAUGAGAAGAGCUCCAAAAAGUCAAAGAAGUCGCGUGAUUCCUCCUCGUCUUUGGGAGAAAAGAAGUCCUCCAAGAAGCGCAAGCGCGACAACGCCGAAGAGAUCACCGGAGUCGUGCUACCGGAGGGCAGACAGGUCAAGCGAGGAUGGACGUCUGCCGACGAGCCCAAGAAGGAGAGAAAGGACAAGCGCGACAAGAAGGGCGAUAAGAAGGAUAAAAAGGACAAGAAGGACAAGAAGAAGCAGCGGGUCAAGUCAAAAUACACAGAACAUGACGAGUGUCUUGUCAAGACGGUGCUGCCACCAAACAAGGUCGCGAACACGGAAGGCAUGGAGGGUAUGGUCAAGAAGAAGAAGAAGAAGGACAGCAAGCGCGAGGUGGUGGUUCAUGAGUUUGCCAAGACGACCAAGUUCCCGACGUUCCUAAAGGCGGCGGCGACUUCUGGCUCAAAGAAGGCUCCUUCACAUUUUGAUGAGGAGAAGAAAUGCUGGGUGGAUGAAGAUGGUAAUGUCGUUGAGGAGGUCAAGGCUACGCGGAAACCAACAACUGGCCUGCUCAUGCUUGACGCUGAGCCCCAGCCCGAGGACGACUCUUCCUCGUCGUCUGAGGAUGAAGGUGAGACGCGGAUUAUCAAGUUGUAUCACGAGUCCAGCAGUGAAUCCGAGGAGGAAGACGACGAGGAGGAGAAGAAGAACGACAAAGAAGAGGAUGAGGACGGGAACGAAUCGGGAAGUGAAUCUGAAGAGAAGUCAGCAGACGAGGAAGAGACCGAGAGUGCUCUCGAACUCACAAAAGAAGAGUCAGCGUCCGAUGCUGAAUCCAGCGACAGUAGCGACGACGAGGACGCUUCUUCUCCCUCAGACAAGAAGAAAUCGACACCUCCACCAACCGAAAAGGCGGCCUCCUCUUCCAAGGUCACCUCCAGCCCCGGCAAAAAUCUCUCAAUCAGGAUUCCUCCUCCCGCAACUCCAGCCACCAAAACCGAGGUGCACCCCCUGGAGGCGCUCUACAAGAAGCCUAAGGACGGAGGAGAAGCCGCAGAAGCCCAGCCUACCACCGGCUUCAGCUUCUUUGGCGGCAAUAAUGACGACAUCGAAGAGGAGGAGGAAGACGUUACUACUACCGCCACACGCACCACCUCUCUCCAGGUGCCUCUGACUCCCUACACCGAAAAGGAUUUCGAGUAUCGCGGCCUUAGAAGCGCUGCGCCCACGCCUGAUACGGCUCACCCGAGCCGGAGGUUCAAACCGUGGGAGGACGAUAAUGAGGAUAUCCAGGAGGAGGAUGAAGAUGAAGAUGAGGAUAUGGUGGAUGCCGCCGCGGCAACGGGAGCUUCCGAGACUGGUGCGGACGGAGAGAAGCCCACUAGCACCAGCGACUUCCAGAAGUGGUUCUGGGAACACCGUGGUGACCUUAAUCGGUCGUGGAAGAAGCGGAGGAAGUUGGUGGGUAAGGAGAAGAGGUACAGAGAAAAUAGGGCGAGGAUGGCGAGGGCUAUCUAGGUCGAGGCUUCGUGUCAAUACAUGGUUCAAUAAGCGUCCCUAUGCCGGCCGAUCAUCUCGUUCCUACUUCUUGAACUCUUUUACACCUGUAGGUGUCUCUAUGCUACUCUUUACAUCAUUAUUGACCUAUGUGGUCCUCCUUCCUUUCUUGAUUAUUGAGCCAAGACUAUAAUGGCUCUAUCCUGGCAGCAAAACGAUCCCUAUGCGCCCAAACCGUUACACCAUCCUUUGGGUAUCCGCUGAAAAGCA
This is a messenger RNA of Neurospora hispaniola, 2190 nucleotides long. RefSeq lists its product as uncharacterized. The record is from RefSeq and is a predicted model, not a curated record. Lineage: Eukaryota; Fungi; Ascomycota; Sordariomycetes; Sordariales; Sordariaceae. The coding region runs from base 106 to 1941 and encodes 611 amino acids. Gene Ontology annotation, molecular function: nucleic acid binding. The transcript is spliced from 2 exons.